Molecule: messenger RNA, 1473 nt
Organism: Lineus longissimus
Lineage: Eukaryota; Metazoa; Nemertea; Pilidiophora; Heteronemertea; Lineidae
Exons: 1
Coding region: 1-1473 (490 amino acids)
Source: RefSeq, a predicted model, not a curated record
AUGACCGUUCAUCCCUUUGGGGCCACCUCGUCCCCAGCAUGCGUAAAUUUUGCAUUGAAAGCUGCCGCUAAUGAACUGGAGGACAAGUAUGGUAAGGAGGCUGCGGACUAUGUGAGGGAUGACUUUUAUGCAGACGAUGGGCCCAAGUCCCUGGAUGGUAUCACUGAAACUAUUGACAUUGUUACAAAAUCCACCGCAUUGUGCUCAGAACGGGGUUUUCGCCUGCACAAAUUUGUGUCAAGUGAGAAAGAAGUACUCAAAUCUGUACCACAGUCCGAGAGAGGAAAGAAUGUUCAAAGUCUGGAUCUGAGACAUGAUGAAUUGCCCAUGGAAAGGACCUUGGAAAUAGAAUGGCACGUCCAGUCCGACAUUUUCCAGUUCUCGAUCAGUUUGAAGGACAAACCACUCACCCGCCGAGGUAUUCUAUCAACGGUCUCUUCAAUAUUUGACCCACUAGGUCUGGUAGCACCCGUUCUUUUGAAGGGACGAUUGAUCCUACAGGAAUUGUGUGGCCAGAAAGCCGAUUGGGACGAUCCUGUGCCAGAAGACAUCCGUAUGAAAUGGGAAAAUUGGCGAUCAGACUUGAGAAAACUCACACAAGCAAAUAUCCCAAGAUGCUAUAAAACAAGGGAGCUUGGACCAGUAGUGCGUACGGAGCUGCAUUGCUUUUCAGACGCCAGUGAAAAUGGAUAUGGUCAGUUAUGCUAUCUCAAACAGGUGGACGACAAGGGGAGAGUUGAAACAGCAUUGGUUAUGUCAAAAUCCAGAGUUCCGCCACCCAAGGCCAUGACGAUCCCAAGAUUGGAGCUAACCGCCGCUGUAACAUCCGUGAAAGUUGGAGCCUUCUUGGAAAGAGAGCUAAAGAUGCAAGAAAUAGAAGCCCUGUAUCAUACAGACAGCAUGGUUGUGUUGGGUUACAUUUCAAACGAUUCCAAGCGAUUCCAUGUGUUUGUAGCGAAUAGAAUACAGCAAAUCCGUGAUGUCACAACACCAGGUCAGUGGAGACAUGUGGCUACAGAAAGCAACCCUGCAGACAUAGCAUCGCGUGGUACAAAUGCUGAAGGUCUCAUAAACAGCAGAUUAUGGUGGAAAGGUCCAGAGUUCCUACAAAACAGUGAAAGCUCCACUCUUAUGAUGACAAAGAAGCCGAUCCCACUAGCAGACGACGACCCAGAAGUGAAACGGUCUGUCACUGUGAAUAAAACGAUUGUGUCUGUGAAUCCGGCCAAGUUUGCAAGCAUGACUGAAAGAUUUGAAUAUUUCUCCGACUGGUUUAGGUUAAAAAGAGCUGUUGCUCUGUGCUUGCGCUAUUUCAAGUUGCUAAAAAAUAGCACUGCAGUUCAAGGAUAUACACCAGUUAAAGUCCAGGAAAUGCAGACGGCCCAGAACAGAAUCCUGAAGAUAACACAGAAAGAAUCAUUUCCACGAGAGAUUCUGUUGCGGAGCCGACUUCUGGUCCUCCACAAUGAGUAA